This is a messenger RNA of Adineta steineri, 948 nucleotides long. NCBI's taxonomy places the organism in Eukaryota, Metazoa, Rotifera, Eurotatoria, Adinetida, Adinetidae. The record is from the annotation of a GenBank genome assembly.
AUGUUAAAUAUAGAUGAAAAUUUCAAUUCAUUACAAAAGCAUCAAAGCGAUAUGAUGGAUCAACCACUCGAUUUGAGUAUAUCAAAUCAUGAAAUAGUUAAAAAAAAGAAAUUUACUAUCGAUUAUUUAACAUCAGAUAUUCCGCGUCAAGCUCGACCAACAUUAAUGAUCGAAAAAGAUUCAUCUUGUUAUCCAUAUUUAAAUCAAUCAAUGCUACCGUUACAUCCAGUUGAAAAUCAAUUAAAUAAUGAACAUAUUUUUAUUCAAUCAAGAUUAAAGGAACAUGUUGUACCGAAUAUUUGUAGUCCGCCAUUACCUAAUCCAACUUUGGAAAUGGUUAACGGUGGACAUGGUAUUAAAAAUCCUUUAUUUGAUUGUGCAACAGAAGCAUUACAAAUUCAAUAUGCCAAUGCAAUAAAUCAUGGCGAAGAAUUUAUUUGUGGUUUAUGCGCAAAAACAUUUAAACUUCAACGUCUUUUAAAUCGACAUUUAAAAAAUCAUAGUCAAUUAAAACGAUAUUUAUGCACAUUUUGUGGUAAAGGAUUCAAUGAUACGUUCGAUCUUAAACGACAUACAAGAACACAUACAGGUGUUCGUCCAUUUAAAUGUGAUCAAUGUGAUAAAGCUUUUACUCAACGUUGUAGUCUUGAAUCUCAUCAACGAAAAGUUCAUGGAUUAAAUCAUAAAUUUGGUUAUAAAAGUCGUCGAAAUAAAUUAUAUGUUUGCGAAGAUUGCGGACAUACUUCACCUGAUCCAACACAUCAUUAUGAACAUAUUAAAAUUUUACAUCCAUAUUCACCAUUAUUACAUCGAUAUUAUGAUAAAAGACAAUUUAAAUUUGAUUCGAAUUCAUCAUCAACAUCUUCAUCAUCAAAUAAUAAUACAAUAAUUAGUAUAUCAGAACGAUCAUAUUCAUCACCACAUAGACAUGAAAUGGAUUUAGAGUAA